UGACAAAGUGACAGUAUCGCCGAGGUAUUUGCGGUCACCAUCUUCUGAUUAAAUGUCAACCCCUGCCGUCACUCAGCAGCCUGGAAUCACGUCUUAUGGCACCAACGUUCAGACAGGCGAAUGGAGUACAGGUCUCUGCUCCUGCUGCAAUGACAUGCUGGUCUGUUUUGUGGGGUUUUGUUGUCCUAUGGCAGUGAGCUGUUACACCGCUCAUUUGUAUGGAGAGAAUGUGUGUCUGGGUUGUAUCCCAGGCGGGACUACAGCCUUAAGGACACACAUGCGGCUGACAUAUGGAAUUCAGGGAACGAUCUGCAAUGACGCGCUCAUGACGUGCUGCUGUGGCCUGUGCGAGAGUUGUCGGAUGGCUCGGGAAGUUCGGAUCCGGAAUGGAGAAGUCUAGAGCGAACCUGAAGAUGUGUUUUAUGUUUUUCAUUAAGUUCCUGUCUUCUCUGUCGCACCAGUUUGUGAUCCACCUCGGUUUUUCCCGCACAUAUUUAAGUGUUCUGUUGGAAAAAAAAAAGCCCACUGUCCAAAAAGUGUUCCCUACAAACAAUCACGUUUCACAAAGAUGUAACUUUAUUUUCCCCACUUGUUAUCUUGUUUUCCAAGAUUGCAGGGGGGGGAUAAAUUGCUAAUGUGUUCAAAAACUAACUUAAUCGUGUUCAUCUUCAAUAACACGCCGAACAAUGAAUUAAGGAGCUGCGGAUACCUCCCAAAGCCUGCGUGGUCUUUAACAGCAGUGCAAGCUACAGGUUCGUACAUUCACGCUAAUAAAGCAAUAAGAGUUGAAUAA
This is a messenger RNA of Lepisosteus oculatus (spotted gar), 793 nucleotides long. Its product is annotated as PLAC8-like protein 1. The record is from RefSeq and is a predicted model, not a curated record. Gene Ontology annotation, biological process: positive regulation of transcription by RNA polymerase II. NCBI's taxonomy places the organism in Eukaryota, Metazoa, Chordata, Actinopteri, Semionotiformes, Lepisosteidae.